AUGGGGACCACGGUCUGCGGGGUGCUGCCCUGUGACGAGCCCACGGUGGCAAACUCCGCCAUCAGCGCCACAGACAGUCUGGUGAAGGCUUGUGCUGAGAGCAACACAGCCAGAAAGAUCACGGACAGCACGUACUGCACGCCCCAGUGCGACACGGGCUACGUACCCCGGACCUCCACUGGCAGUGCUCAGCUUUACUGCUUCGAGAGUGUCCUGAGCCCUACCACCUUCGUGUGCGAGCUGCCGGCGGCGUCGGUGUUGUCCAUCUUCGCGCCCUCCCGGCCGAAGCCGGAGGGGGCCGUGGACAAGAUGUUGCAGUUCGCCCCCGGCAAGUCGAACGACUGCGUUUGGUCAGGCUACGAGUUUCAGGGAAAGCAGGAGGUGGACGGCACCACGACCGACUACGGGACCAUGACAGGCUGUGAGGAUAGCGUCUGGACCUCCCGGGACUCGGUGAACUGCACGGCGGUGGAGUUGGUGGAGGGCGGUACCUACAAGUUCCGUGUCCGGGAGAUUUGCACGGACACGAACAUGAACAGCCCCUGGACGGAAUCCGAAAGCUUCACCCUGCGCUUCGUCAUCCCACCCGACAUCCUACUGAAGCUGCCCACGGACGACCAGUUCGCGGCUGUGAGCCAGGCCCUGUUGGCCAUGCAGGUGGACGUGCACACCACCACGGACGCGACGAAGGCCUUUGUGGUGAACAGGGCCAACAUCCGUGUGGGCGGGGAGGUAUGGUGCCCGACCAUCACCUGGCGCGUGCCUGCAAACGAGAUUUUGGACGGCAGCCCCUCGGGCAAGUCCACCGUGGGUUUGAUCCAAAAGCGGAUCCUCAUCGCCAACUUCCCGGACACGGACUUUAUCAAGCCAGGAUGCUGGUACGACAUCUUUUGCGAAGCAGGCCUGUUUGUCACGGAGGAUACGCCUUCCAAGGUGAACCCGCAGUUCCAGUGGAACUUCAGCUACAUCGACCCCUCUCCGGUGAGGAAGGUCCUCCAGAUGCAGGGCCAGGAAGUCAAAGACGAUGGGAUCCAAGUCAAGUUUCUAGUGACGUAUGACUUGUCUUCGCAGAUCAAUUGCACGGUGGCGCCUGUGGAACCGGAUGCGGAGCCCAAUCGCAUCACGGGGCGGGUGACCAGCGGGGCGGCGCGGCCGCCCAUCUUCGCCAGCGACGUCAACCGGACGCUUGGGGAGUUCUUGGUCUUCGACGACGUGGCCUUUGAGUUCACCGCCACCGGCCUGACCCCCAGCAAGAAGUACACCCUGAACUGCGCGGGCUGGAAGCGGGACAAGUUCUGGGUGCCAGUGGUGUGCUCCAACUUCCCGGAGAGCUGCCCUUACAUCAGCUUCACCACGCUUGACGACACGCGUAGUGACAUCAAGCCGUUGAACAUCCUCAAGACAGCAGUUUGCGCUGAUGGAACGGAGGCGACCAUCGCCUCGGAGACCCAGACCUUCGACCAGAUCAGCACUGGCAUCGUGAUGCUGCUCUCGCAGCACGAGCGAGUGUGCAACAACGAGCUGGUGGAAGGCCAGGUGGCCGACACCAAGGUGCACUUCGCGAUCACUCCCCUGUCGGACUUCGCCACCCUGACCUACACGGCUCCGGUGACCCAGUCAGCCUCCUCGGCGACCUAUGAGGCUCACACCUUCUCUUACGACAAGCAGGCGGAGAGCGCGAGGCUGCUGAUGUUGACCAACUCGCUGGACUUCACCGUGUGCCCCCACGCGAGCACUACAUCGUCGACGCGACGGCUUACCCUUGCAAGCAGUACGCGUUGA
Messenger RNA from Effrenium voratum, 1782 nucleotides. NCBI's taxonomy places the organism in Eukaryota, Dinophyceae, Suessiales, Symbiodiniaceae. The record is from the annotation of a GenBank genome assembly.